Molecule: messenger RNA, 2961 nt
Organism: Xenopus laevis (African clawed frog)
Lineage: Eukaryota; Metazoa; Chordata; Amphibia; Anura; Pipidae
Gene: larp6l.S
Product: acheron S homeolog
Exons: 4
Coding region: 188-1624 (478 amino acids)
Biological process (GO): RNA processing
Cellular component (GO): ribonucleoprotein complex; nucleus
Molecular function (GO): RNA binding; nucleic acid binding; mRNA binding
Source: RefSeq, a predicted model, not a curated record
UUUGCUCUUUGGAAUGAACCCAUGUUAUUGGCUGCAACAGCAGAGGUUGGUUAUUUGUCUAACAUGAUGCCAGAACAGCCUGCAUUACAAUACACUUUUCCAGACGUGAGCAGGAUCAAGCAUUUUAUGAGUUCUAUGUAACUGAAUUUUUUAGUAAAAAGCCUAAGAUCUGGCUUUUUUGGGAACAAUGUCAUCAUCUUGUCCAUCCCAAGGAUUACCAUCCAGCAGCAGCCGAAGCAUUCCUGUCAAUGUGCAACAACACUCUUUUGACUCGGGUCUGGUUUUGAGAGAGAGGAAUAACAGUGGUUGCCAAGACAGUCAGAAUGAUCACCUUGAUAGCUUGGACGGGAGUUUUUUUGACUUUACUGAAACCCUGGAUGAUUCUUCUUAUGAAGGAGAGAGUGGGAUCCCUGACUUAAAACUGGUUCGAAAAAUUGUAAGUCAGGUAGAAUUCUACUUGUCAGAUGAGAAUUUAUCUCAUGAUGCCUUCCUGCUUAAGCAUGUCCAGAAGAACAAGAUGGGUUAUGUCAGCAUAAAACUCCUCACAUCUUUUAAAAAGAUAAAAUAUCUGACAAGGGACUGGAGAAAAACUCUGUAUGCUCUGCGGUUUUCAGAACAACUUGAGGUCAAUGAAGAAGAAACUAAAGUAAGACGGAAAAACCCAUUACCUGACUACCUUCUUGGACUUCCACCCACCAAGCAGUUAUUGGCUUGGAAUAUAUUGGAUCCAGAGAAAGGAUCUUUUAGUUGCCAACAAAAAAAUCUAAUGGAGAUCGUAACUUCUUUUUUUGCAACAUAUGGGGUAAUCAUGUCCAUUCGCAUUUUGAAACCAGGAAAGGAGGUUCCUAGUGACAUUAAGAAGUACAUGUUGAGGUAUCCUGAACUAUCUACUAAGAAUUGUGCUUUAGUUGAAUAUGAAAGUUUAGAAGGGGCCAGAAAGGCUCUUGAAGCACUUAGUGGGAAAGUGUCCUCUACAAAUAUUGACAGGAUCAAGGUAAUCCCUGUAAGUGGCCGUGGUACAAGAAAAAAAAGUGUAAUGGAUACUGAUGAACACGAGGAUUUACCGGAUAAAAAGAUGACCAGAAAAGAAAUUAGAGCAAUGGAAAGACUUCAUUAUACAACUGAAGAUUCUUCAUUCUAUAGUUCAUCUGAGUCAGAUAGUACUCCUGCUUCCCCAGUCUUAACACCACGGUACCUUUCACCUCUAACUUUUUCCAGCCCUAGUAUGAUGUUUAAGCCACCGUUCUUUAGUAGCCCACGUUCCAGUACAUUCUUGGCUCGAAAGAGUCUAUCUCAUUCUCAUCAUAACCCUUCUCCUUUAGCUUCUGAACUAGGAAAUGGUGAUUACCCAAGCCCUGGCACAAGCCCAGAGUUGUGCCGUAAAAGUUCAGACCACUCUGCAGAGAAUGCAGGGAGCUCUACGAGUCCUUGGGUCCAACGCCGCAGGGCUGCAGCCCACAACCUACUAGGAGAAAAGCCACUACCAUGUAGCCCUCUAACACUUAAGAAGUUGACUGUUUCUCUUGGCCUAAAUAAUGGGGUAAUUCGUCACCCAUAUGGGCCAGAUGGCAGUAAAGGGUUCCACAACUGCAUUGGCAGAGGUAAGCUGGUACUACGGCACUAAGUGGUUUCUUGGAUUUCCCUAUGUUGAAAUGUAACUUUCUAGGUUCAGUAUUAUUCAAAAUGAACAUGCAACAAAAUUUAGAAAGGCGGCCUCUAGUAAUUAACAAUAUAUAUAUAUUUUUUUUGUUGUACCGAUAAUCAAAGUAUAUAAAUUACUGCAGCAGGAAACUUAUGCAGUCAGAUAAUCCAUUUAAUAUAUGUCACAAAAAUAUUUUGUCUGCAUUGCCUGAAUAUUUUCAAAUAGCAUUGAUAAGCUUUACUACAAAGACACAAGACCUAAGGCAUGUCUGUCAUAAGCUCAUUUGUAAUAAGUCUGUGUGAAUUUACCUUUCUAACAGAUGAGGAAUUUGCUUUAAAUAUCUGACCACUUUGGAAUCUUUUAAUGCUGCUGUGUAACUUGUGCUUACAAAAAUAUCUUUAAAAAGAGGUUAUGGAACAAAUUUCUUUUCCUUAACCCGCUGACACAAAUCUGUGUUUGAAAAAGUAUAAAUUUUGGAAUGAGUUUUCCUAUAACCUGCAAUGUUAGACUUUCAUGCAAAUCUUGCAUUACCAUAACUGGUUUCUUCUCUUCUAAUUUCUGAAUGCCCUAAAUGCAUUUUUUUCCUUUAAUCAGUUUAAUCAAGACUAUAAGAUACCUUGAAGGUGUCUGCUUGAGUAUCCUCUUCCUUCUUCUAUUAAGGACAGACUCUAUACUAUAAACAGUCUCACUGGAGUCCGUUUAAUUUACACAUCAUGUAUACAGUAAAAUAAUACUGGGAGCGACAGAACUUUAUUUGCAUACAGUUAAUAUUUGAGUACAAUUCUCAAUGCUAUACCUGCAAUAAACAAAUCUCUUAGGACUUCAAUGUGCAUAGAUAGAUUAUUUAACAUAUGUUAAAUGCUUUAUGUUCCUGAAAUAGAUACCUACAAACUACACAUGAUCUUGAAAGUCUUUAUUCAUUUCUUGCACUCACCAUGAUUUCUAGUUCAUUAAUGAUAUACAGUAGUUUGGCGGUAUGUCAUUUCCCAUGCAAACCCUCUUUGCUUUGUUUUAAUUUGAGUUCUUAAUGUAAAGCUUAAAUAUAGCUAUUUUAUAAAAUGGCUUGUUGUAACUUUCACUUCUUUAAAUUAAUGUCCUAGUAUACAAUAAACAUUUUAUAUAUGAAUCGGUACAAAAAGAAACUUGCCUAGCCUAAUUAAAACCUGCAUACAGUAUCUGAAAAAAAUGUCUUGUCUCGCAUUAACUGUUACUUAUGAAAGUGUUGAUGGUAAAGUAUUCAUUAAUAAAAUGUAAGAAUAUAAAUAUUGAACAUUGUAUAAUAGUGCCCAAUUUGAUUGUUGGAAAUAAAGAACUUCUCU